This is a messenger RNA of Cimex lectularius (bed bug), 1171 nucleotides long. It is a transcript of the gene RPA2, whose product is annotated as replication protein A 32 kDa subunit-B. Gene Ontology annotation, cellular component: site of double-strand break; DNA replication factor A complex; nucleus. Gene Ontology annotation, biological process: double-strand break repair via homologous recombination; DNA replication; nucleotide-excision repair. The record is from RefSeq and is a predicted model, not a curated record. Gene Ontology annotation, molecular function: DNA binding. The transcript is spliced from 8 exons. Lineage: Eukaryota; Metazoa; Arthropoda; Insecta; Hemiptera; Cimicidae. Bases 280 to 1074 code for a protein of 264 amino acids.
CUCUUUCCAAAAUAAAUCUGUUUGAAUUUUUAUCUAAUGUUUUAUUCAACAGUUUAAUAUUUUUAUAAAGAAUACUUCAGUUGAAAUUCCAUUCCGUUUUAUUUUUUCCCCCGCCGCUUUGUCUGGUUUCCCACAUUGCGCGGGCAAGCGAGCAUUUCGUCCAUCCUUAGCAAGUCCGUAUAAUCAAGUUCGGUUGUUCCAAAGGAUCUUUUUAAACGUUUAAAUUUAUCAUUUGGCCCUUUUCGACAUAUUUUAAGGAAGUUUAUUGAUUAGGACAAAAUGUGGAACGAUGACAACGAUUUCAAUACCAAUGGAGGAGGGGGAUUCGAUAAUACGACGAACAUGUUUCAAAGCCCAGCUUCUCAACAAGCAAAGAGUUCGAACAAACCUCGUGCAAUAGCGCCAGUUACUAUCAAACAGGUUUUAGACUCACAAGGAGAAGGCUUAACGAUAAAAGAAAUUGAUGUCCAAAUGGUGAGAAUAGUCGGCAUAGUUAAAGGGAUCGAUGUGUCUUCUAUCAAAGUAAGCUACACAGUCGAAGAUGCGACUGGGUCAAUUGUAGGAAUAUCAUAUCUCGAAAAUGACUCUGAAGAAAACUCUUAUCCAGUGCCUGUUGUCGAAAACACUUACUGUGUAUUGACCGGCAUUAUAAGGACACAGUCUGAAGUCAAGCAUAUCAUGGUUUUCAACAUAUAUCCAGUGACAAAUUUCAAUGAAAUCCUUGAACAUUACCUGGCAGUUAUUCAUAUGUCACUUAAAGCCGAGCAGAUCCCAGCGAACAUUCCUGAAAAGUCCGACCUAAAGCAGGACAUGGUGGCAUCCUACGGGGACACCAAUGGUAGAAAUGAAUCAUCAACAUUAGGCAGUAUUGAUGUCAAAUACAGAAAAGUAUAUGAAGCUAUCAUGAGAGCCACAAGUGACAGUGGCAUUAAUAUCGAUGAAAUUAGAACAAUCAUGACUGUUAAAAUGCCAGUUAAUCAAAUUAGAGCCGCUUUGGAUUAUUUGGUAAAUGAAGGACACAUUUUCACCACGAUCGAUGAUAACCAUUUUAAAUCAACUGAAAGCGCAUGUUGAUGGAUAUUCAAAAACAAAUCUACCCAAAGUUUUGCAUAUUUUCAGUUAUGUGUCCCGCCUCAUCACUAUGUACAUAAAUACAGCGGUUAUAAUCGUU